Molecule: messenger RNA, 2495 nt
Organism: Closterium sp. Naga37s-1
Lineage: Eukaryota; Viridiplantae; Streptophyta; Zygnematophyceae; Desmidiales; Closteriaceae
Source: the annotation of a GenBank genome assembly
AUUCGUCCGAUUCGGCAAGCGAGGCUGACGGCGCGGAAGAAGCAGACGGCGCGGAAGAAGCAGACGGCGCGGAAGAAGCAGACUGCGCGGAAGAAGCAGACGGCGCGGAAGAAGCAGACGGCGCGGAAGAAGCGGACGGCGCGGAAGGAGCAGACGGCGCGGGAGAAACAGACGGCGCGGAAGAAGCAGACGGCGCCAUCCCGAUGGCGCGGGAUGGUGAGAGGGAGGAAGUGGCGGAAGAAGGGCGCGACGGAGAGAGCAAGGAUGCGGGAGGAAAUUGCUCGCCGGUAAGGAUGCGCGGAGGCGGUGCGAAGCGUCACGGGAACAUGACGACAGGGCGUUCGCCGGAAGACAUGCGCAGGGGAAGCGUGAGGCGCUGCGGAAGCACGGAUGCAAACGGAUUGGCAGACGAAGGGCGUGAAGAGGGCGCGAGGCACCGCGGGGGCGCGAAUGCAGACGGGUUGGCAGACGAAGGGCGCGGGGGCGCGGAUGCAGAUGGUACGGUGGACGAAAUAGGUGGAAACAGCGUGAGGCACUGCGGAGGCAAGGAUGCAGGUCGCUCGGCAGACGAAAUGCGAGGUGGCAGCGCAAGGCGCCGCGGGAGAGCGGAUGCAGACAGCUCGCCAGAACGGAUGCGCGGGAGUGGCGGGAGGCGCCAAGGGAACAUGGCGGCAGAUCGUUCGCCAGAGGAGGUGCUCAAGGGAGAUGCGAGGCGCCGCGGAACCGCAGCGGCAGGUCGCUCCCGGACGAUCUUCGGGAGGACAGCAGGAAAAACCAUGCGCCAACGGGACGGUACAGCUCGCCUGAGCUGCGAGGACGUGGGAGGAGACGCGUGGCGAUGGCCGCGCGGCGAUCGCCAGAGCCAGAGGAAGAACGGGGCAGACGAGCAGGUCUGGACGGGGAGCGAGGGGAUUGUGAGGAAAGAGAUGGGUGGUGCUCACCAGAGAGAGGAGGGGGGCGUGAGGAGGGACGCAUCAGGGAGGGUGCACGACGAUCGCUGGGCGCAACAAGGGCAGAAGAAAGGGGGAGAGGGAACCGACGGCGGCGGGAAGACGUGGAGCGAGAAAGGCGGUAUCAGGAGCACUCGCAUGAUGGGAAGGAAAGGCGGUGGGACGGAGCAGAGAAGCGGAGAGCGGCUUACGAGAGAGAGCGAGGAAGGAGUCCGAGUACAAGGGGCCCGAGGGGGCGAUGGCAAUCAGGAGGAGGAUCCGAAGGAGCCAGAGCGGCCAGAGAGGGGACAGAACGGGCGCUACAUGUGGCUGUGCAGUGGGGGAAGGGAUAUACGAAGGGAGCUAGUGAGUAAGGUGGGGGCAUGGGCGUGUAAGUCAGUAACACCAGCAGCAGCGGGAGCAGAGGAGCAGGACGAGCAGGCGGGGGCAGGAGCGUGCGUACCAGCAGCAGCGGGAGCGGAGGAGUGGGAUGAGCAGGUGGGGUCAGAAGCGUACGUAUCAGCAGCAGCGGGAGCGGAGGAGCGGGAUGAGCAGGUGGGGGCAGAAGCGUGCGUACCAGCAGCAGCAGGAGCGAAGGAGCGGGAUGAGCAGGUGGGGGCAGAAGAGUGCGUCCCAGCAGCAGCAGGAGCGAAGGAGCGGGAUGAGCAGGUGGGGGCAGAAGCGUGCGUGCCAGCAGCAGCAGGAGCGGAGGAGCGGGACGAGCAGGUGGGGGCAGAAGCGUGUGCAUUAGCAGCGGCGGAAGCGGGAGGGAAGAACGAGAAGGUGGGGGCAUGGUCGGGUGUACCAGUGGCAGCAGAAGCGGAAGGGAGGGAAGGGAAGGUGGGGGCACAGGCGGGCAUGACAGCAGUAGCGGAAGCGGAAAGCGGGGCAGUGAAGGUGGGGGCACAGGCGGGCAUGACAGCAGUAGAGGAAGCGGAAAGCGGGGUAGUGAAGGUGGGGGCACAGGCGGGCAUGACAGCAGUAGCAGAAGCGGAAAGCGGGGCAGUGAAGGUGGGGGCACAGGCGUGCAUGACAGCAGUAGCGGAAGCGGAAAGCGGGGCAGUGAAGGUGGGGGCACAGGCGUGCAAACCAGAAGUAGCAGAAGCGGCAGGGAGGGAAGAGAAGGAGAGAGCACAGGCGUGCGCAGCAGCAGCAGCGGAAACGGAAGAGGAAAGGAAAGAAGAGAAGCUGGGGGGCACAGGCGUGUGCAGUAGCAGCACCAGAAGAGGAAGGGAAAGAAGCGAGCAGCAGCAGAAGAGGAAGGGAAGGAGAGAAGUUGGGGCAGAGGCGUGUGCAGCGGCAGCAGCAGAAGAGGAAAGGAAGGAAGAGACGUUGGGGACACAGACGUGUGCAGCAGCAGCAGCAGAAAAGGAAGGGAAAGAAGAGAAUUUGGAGACUCAGGCGUGUGGAGCAGCAGCAGAAGAAGAGGAAGGGAAGGAAGAGAAAGUAGGGGCACCUGAGUGUGUAGCAGCAGCAGCGGAGGCGGGAGUGGAGGAUGAGGAGGGAGGAUGGGCAGGGUGGACUGCAAAGGAAGGAUCUAAGUGGACGGUGGGGGGGGGGCAAUGA